AUGAGCACAGAACUAAGACGCGUGUGCACAGUGGGCGGAAACGCCAUCUCGGCAUUUCUCUCCUGGAGGUUACAAGCAACCAACGCGUGUGAUGUGACGCUUGUCUGGAAAGCAAAUUAUCAGACUGUGGCGCAGUACGGCGUGUCAUUCAAAUCAGACAAAUUCGGCAAUGAACGCUUCAAACCACGAUAUGUUGUGCAAAAUCCUGAUGACGCGGCCCACCAGAAUGUUGCUUUCGACUAUGUCAUCCUCUGUGUCAAGGCCCUCCCCGACGUGUACAACCUUGCAGACAUCAUUCAGUCCGUCGUAACGAAGCAGCAUACUUGCAUUCUCGUCAAUACAACGAACACGUUGGGUGUUGAGAAGGAGCUGGAAGAGCGUUUCCCCACCAACGUAGUCCUGUCCCUCGUCUCCGGGGCGGAUCUGACGCAGCUGGGCUCCAGCGAAUUCGAACACAGCGGCUCAACCGAGAUGUGGGUAGGACCGGCCAACGUCAAUUCUGCGAUCCCGGAAGAAAUUCAAAAAGACAUGGCCGAAGCUCUCGCCAUGACACUGACCACAGGACAAGUCGACUGCAAAGUCGCGCCUAACAUUCGGCAACAGCAAUUUGAGCGCAUGAUUGGCCCUAUAGCCUUUCAUCCAGCAAGUGUCAUUUUCGAGACUCCGAACCACACGGAGCUACUACAGAAACCUGGAGUCGAAGACUUAGUGAAGGACAUCAUUCAAGAGCUUGUCACCCUUGCAGCCGUUUACGAAUGCGAGUUUCCCUCCGACUUCGCAUCCAGCGUCAUCCGCACCAUGACAGCUCGUGCGGAGCCUAGUACCAUGUAUCAAGAUUUUUCCUCGAGAAGACCAAUGGAGGUCGAGACAUAUCUUGGCUCGCCUGUAAAGCUCGCAAAAGCUUCUGGCAUUAGUGUCCCUCGCCUCGAGACGUUGUACACUAUGAUGAGGCAUGUCAACACCUCGAACAAGGAUCGUUCACCGCCUCCACCAUCACCAGCAGUUGCCCAGUCCGUCCAACCACCACCCAGGACUGCAUCUAUGCAACCUCCCCCAAGGAUGCCUAAUGGGUCGAUGGCCGGCGGGCCACGUCCACCGCGUGGUCCCGGUGGGCCUUCAGGACCUCCAGGGCCUAUGGGACCUGGCCGACGUGGUCCUCCGCCCGUCAAUGGCUUUCGUGGUUUCCCUCGCGAAAAUGGGAUGCAACGACGGCCUUCGUUCGAUGAGAACGGUCUGGACGAAUUCAGUCACGUGGUACUGUACGAUGAUCUUCCCGAGGGCGAUGUCGCGGGUGAUGGCCUUCAUCUUGGCGGCCUCUCAGUGCGAGAGAGAGAGUUAAUGCUGCGGGAAAAGGAGAUACAUCUCAAGCAGCAAGAGAUGGCGAUGCGAGGUCGUGGCGCUGGGCGUAAACCUCCAAUGCGUCCGCAGGAUUUUGACGACGACGACGAGGAUGACGAUUUCGUUGACCCCAUGCAGCCUCGCUUUGGUCAGCCUCCGAUCGACGAUAACAUCGACAUGAUGAGUGUCACGUCGCGUCGCACGAAACGGCACCCGAGUCAAGGCCAGAUGCGCAGGGACAUGUUUGGUGGCGGUCCGCCUAUGCGCGGAGGCUACAACAGUCGCCCUUACAUGAGCAGAAACCGCACGAGCGCUCAACUCAUGUCUGAUAUGCCUGCCUUGGGAGAGAACAUACUUGAUAAUCCCAUGAUGGGCUUCUCAUCCAAUCGAUACGGAACUGUUGAUCGGGGGGAGAUGCAUAACGAGUCCCGAACCAAUUCGCUUACCGCCGCUCGUCUCCACGAAAUGGGUGGGGGUGGAGGACCUUAUCCAGGACCUUCACCUGCACCCCCGAGCCGCCGGACAAGUCGCUCGCCUGGCAAUCCUCUUGGACCUGUGGGUCGCCCAAUGGGCCGACCGUCCCCUCCUCACGACCCGUACAUGCAGAAUGGCCCUCCACGUAACGGACGCCCUUCGCCACCAGGCGCAAUGCCUGCUCCGACACCAAGAUAUCCUCCAGGACACGGAAACGCUGUCCAUCCUCAUCAAGUCGAACAACAAGUCGGGGUGAGCAAGCCAUACCCACCUAAAGCCCCUCCAAAAAGUCUGACUGGAAGUGCGAGUGCUAGCGCGGGGAGUGGUGAUAGUGGCAGCGCGAAUAUCGAAUCCGAACCUUCUGCACACAGCAGUCAGAGCAGCUUCGCGCCACGAGCGGUCAUGACUGCGGCACGCUAA
This is a messenger RNA of Cyphellophora europaea CBS 101466, 2232 nucleotides long. RefSeq lists its product as uncharacterized. The coding region runs from base 1 to 2232 and encodes 743 amino acids. NCBI's taxonomy places the organism in Eukaryota, Fungi, Ascomycota, Eurotiomycetes, Chaetothyriales, Cyphellophoraceae. The transcript has 4 exons. Gene Ontology annotation, cellular component: cytoplasm. The record is from RefSeq and is a predicted model, not a curated record. Gene Ontology annotation, molecular function: oxidoreductase activity.